Drosophila arizonae is the source of this 1040-nucleotide messenger RNA. RefSeq lists its product as uncharacterized. The record is from RefSeq and is a predicted model, not a curated record. Lineage: Eukaryota; Metazoa; Arthropoda; Insecta; Diptera; Drosophilidae.
AUGGAGGCACUGUCCGUCUCCAUUGUUGGCCUACUGCAGCUGCUGGGUUACUCGUACUUUAUGACACAGCCGGAGGAUCAAUGCUCACCAGCUCCUUGCCUGGGCAGCUGGCUCUUUCUGCUGGCCACGCUCUGCUUCCUGUGGGACCUGAGCAUAUAUCCGCGUCGCUUUAUGCACAUGGCCUGGCAAUGUCAGCUGAUAGUCGAGAUUGUGGCUGGCUUAUUUCUGGCCGAGAUUGCGAUGCUACGCAUUUGGUGCGGCCUCGAGCGAAUUAUCUAUUGGCUGACGGAGCAGCUAAUUCAUGAGCUGCGAAUGGACGACUGCCGGCACGAACUGCAUCAGUACUGCCUGCAUGGAUUGACCACCGUGGCGGUGAGCGGUGCAAUUGUGUGGUUUGUAAUCAGAGCUACCGAUGUACCCUAUUAUCUGGAUUGCUCUAUGCGCAAGAUAAAGCGCAACGGGCAGCAUAUGAUACGCAUCCUUGGCUGCAUUGGUCGCAUGAACAGCUGCGAGAGACGACGCACUCUGAGAGCCUGUAGGCGGGCCAUAUUUUCAAGAUACGGCGAGACUACCAGCUCCGAGGGGGAGGAAGAUGGCGACGGUGAUGGAGUCGAGUAUGGAAAUGGUAUUGCCGAUGAGGAGGAUGGGGAUGAAAUUGGGGAUGAGUAUGAGCUUGAUGAUGAGGUUGGGGAGGAGGAUGAGCUUGACGAUGAAGAUGGGAUUGAGUACGACGAUGAACAUAGCGAGGGGAAUGGAGAUGAAGAUGAAUAGCGAUUGAGAGCCAGCACUGACCAUGGCUGCGUGUCUAACCCACUAAACAAAUCAUGUGCCCGCAUUCGAUAGCCCACAUUGCUUUCCAUCUAUUUGGAAUUUAUAUUGCGAUUGCUGCAUAUCUCGACACGAUUUCUGUGCCACACGCAACGGAAAUUUACUUUUCCUCACUUUCGCCCCCAACAACCACCACGUUUCUAUUUCUUUUUUUCGGCUAUCUGUAACAAUAAAUUUUGUUGCACGAACAAACGGAGAAGCGGAAAAUAAAG